UGUGAUUCGAUUUGACCUUCCCCAGAUCUUGCCUGACGGGCUAUCAACAUCGACAUCAGGGACUUCAACCGCAGCCCCAUUUCAACCAUGGCGAUUCGUGAAGAUCUUGUUGCGUCCGCAGUUACUUUUCUGCAAGAUCCAAGUGUUACCGGGUCCCCGAUAGAGAAUCGGAUAGCGUUUCUUCGAUCUAAGAAUCUAACACAGGAGGAGAUCGAUGCGGCGUUGGCAAGGGCUGGUGGAGAGCAGGCACCGAAUUAUUCGAACUAUGCGCCGCAACAGCAAGUAGGGGGUCAACCUCAGCCUGGCUAUGGUGGGUAUCAACAGUACCAAUGGCGGCAGCCGCCACCACCACCCGAAGUGCCUAAAAGAGAUUGGAGAGACUGGUUCAUAAUGGCGACGGUAAUGGGAGGGGUUAGCUAUGGACUUUAUUUCAUGGCGAAGCGAUAUGUCUAUCCCAUGAUUGCUCCGCCAACAACGCCGCAACUAGAGCAGGAUAAGCAGGCUAUUGAUGAGUCGUUUGAGAAGGCCUUCUCUCUUCUCGACCAACUGGCGAAGGAUACAGAGACUCUCAAAGCAUCCGAACAAUCCCGAACAGAAAGAUUGGACACGGCUCUGACCGAGGUUGAGAGUGUUAUAGGCGAAUUGAAGACAGCCAGCCGACGCCGAGAGGAAGAGUCCCGACGUAUCGCUGACGAAGUACGUGGACUUAAAGAUUUGAUACCCAAAGCCAUGGAAGGCCAGAAGGAAAAUUCGGAUGCCCGGCUCAAGGAGUUAAACAACGAGUUGAAGAGUCUGAAGACGUUGAUGAGCCAGAGAAUGAAUUCCCCAACAGCUUCGAACUCUAGCCCAUACGGUCGAACCGCAGGCGCUGGGGCCCCUACGCCUACACCCCCAAGUGCUAGCAGUGUCAAUGGUGCCUCGUCUGGCGAAGCAGUCACACCAAAGCCAGCUUCGGUCAACAACACAGUGGGAACUGAAUCUGUUGCCUCGCUUCAAGGUCGAAGCGCAAGUCCAUUCAACACUGGCGCACCAUCUGGAAGAGCUGCAAUUCCGGCAUGGCAGAUGGCCGCAGCCAACAAGAGUUCUAGUUCAGUCAACACGACUGGCACUGGAAGUAAUUCGCAGGAGAAUGCUAGUGGGGCUUAGGACCAUGAUGAGCCAUGGAAAAGAGAGAUCUCAUCAUCUUUGCAUAUCAGGCGUGUGAAGGUGUUCCGUAUCUUGGGAAAAAGGGGGUUACUGAGGCGUGUUCCUGGCAGGGCCUUUAUGCAGCCUGUUGAAGUCAAGGAAGGCCAUUUCCAAUCCUUAUGAGGCCAUCCCGGCUCACACGUUGUGCUGUGUGUCUGCGUUGUAUUAUAUAUAAUAUAUACCACCGUACAGGCCCGCCAUUCCUGUGGCAUAAAUCGCAAAAUG
Messenger RNA from Amorphotheca resinae ATCC 22711, 1410 nucleotides. RefSeq lists its product as hypothetical. Bases 88 to 1146 code for a protein of 352 amino acids. The transcript is spliced from 4 exons. The record is from RefSeq and is a predicted model, not a curated record. Gene Ontology annotation, cellular component: peroxisomal importomer complex; peroxisomal membrane. Gene Ontology annotation, biological process: protein import into peroxisome matrix, docking. Gene Ontology annotation, molecular function: signaling receptor binding. Lineage: Eukaryota; Fungi; Ascomycota; Leotiomycetes; Helotiales; Amorphothecaceae.